AUGGAAAAAACAUCACCAACAGACACACUUGCCUAUCUGACAGAAGAAUUUGCCCAACCAGGAUGGCACGCAGAAACCGUGGCACGUGAGCUGUCCAUCGACUUGUUGACCACAUUUUGUCAACAAUACUCAGAGUACGACAAACCCACCAAGCUCGGUAUUCUUUUGUCCCUUGUCCAUAUCCCCAAGGCAAACAUGAUGUCCUUCCAACAUGGUAUCAAAAAGAGCUGUGAAUGUAUAAUGGGUCUUGAGUGGAGAAGAAACAACGAAGAUAAAGUUGUAGCAGUCAACGGAUAUGUCGAUAUUCUCUCGCUCGGACAAGAAGAUAAAGAUGAAUGGAUUCGCCUGACAAGCAUGAUGCUCCAGUCCUAUGUCUCUACACAGCAAUUCAAAUUAUCCAACAUCAAGUGGCCAUCCUCGACCCUUUCUCUACUCAAGACUGUUGGAAAAACAAUCGAAAGCACUGGAUUUGGCUUCCAUCCAACCGAACUUGCCCUUCUCCAACCCUCUGCCAGAACUACACGCGCUCAUGUGUCGGAAAGCUAUCAGUCAAUGAAACCAACCACAAAACAACACUUUGUCCUCGAUACUUCCUCGCCUUCGAUCGUCUCCUCAAUCCAGAGAAUGCAACGCUUUGAGAAGUUAAUCAGAAACGAAGACCAGAUGAAACGUGCGGCAGGCUUGGGCAAUGAUUCCGUCCAAAGAAAGAAGUCUCUUGUCCCACCAACCCCUCCUCACCCUGCACAGCGCGUACCUGUUGUUGGGCGUCGGCCAGAACCUGCUGCUGCUGCUGCUUUGGCUACAGGACCAAACAGACCUCAUCAACCUGCACGACCACAUCCCAGACCAGCCAUGGGUGGUGCUAGCUCAGCCCUUUUUAUCAGCCGUCGUUCCUCUGUACCUGCUAAACCCAAUACCGGGAACACAUUAUAUGCACCCAAGAAACCAACUGCUGGUCAAAAUGCUCAAGAAAACAGCACCCCUCGAGGAUUGCAACGUACUCAACGUACUCAACUCAUUAACUUUGACACAGCAACUGAUCUUAUGGAAAGCAAUAGCAAAGCAGUCGAUCAAGCACAGCAAGAGGCAAAACUGGAAAUUCAACGCAAGAAAGAAAGAGCUCUCGAACAACGUCGAAUGGCAUCUGAAAGAGAAAGACUCGGCCGAAAGAGAGUGUGCAAAAGUCCUGAAGAAGAAACACCAAAGCGCACCCGUACAUCUAAUCAUCCAAGCCCUACCGAACCCGCACAAGAAGAACCUUGUAGGUUCAAGGGCACCGAACGUCGUCUUGACUCAACCGUCUUUUAA
This is a messenger RNA of Phycomyces blakesleeanus NRRL 1555(-), 1308 nucleotides long. RefSeq lists its product as hypothetical. The coding region runs from base 1 to 1308 and encodes 435 amino acids. The transcript is spliced from 6 exons. Lineage: Eukaryota; Fungi; Mucoromycota; Mucoromycetes; Mucorales; Phycomycetaceae. The record is from RefSeq and is a predicted model, not a curated record.